GUUGUGUAAUUUUUUCCAAGGGUUUUGGGAUUUAGGAGCAUAAGAACAGAAAGAAAGAAAAAAAGUUAAUUUUGAAUAAAGUUUCCCCAAAGGAAGCAAUCCUAAAGUGAGCUAUCUAUGACAUUGAUUGGCUACAGCAUGAGAGCAACGGAAUUUUGUUGUCUUUCUUUCAAGGUUUCCCAACCUGAUACCUUAUCAGCCAGAACUGUGAAGAUGUUAAGUGCACGUUUCUGGUUCUUAUCCUCAUUGAAGCUUGUUUGAAGUGUUGCUAUUAAUACACUAAGCUAGAAUUCCUGAAGAGAGGCAGUCGAGGAUAAAGUUAUUUAACACCAAGACCUUGAUCAAUCCUGCUAGCAACAUCAUGUCAAAGAAGAAAUUAAUUAUCCCUUCUAUUCCUCUUGCAAACGUCUUAAUCUUCAUCUUGUUAGGUUUUGUUGCCGCAACUGAAGAUGAACAGAAGGAAUUUUACAUUGUUUAUCUUGGAGAUCAACCAGUGGAUAAUGUCUCUGCAGUGCAAACACACAUGGAUGUUCUGUUGUCCAUCAAGAGAAGUGAUGUUGAAGCUAGGGAGUCCAUCAUAUAUAGCUAUACAAAGAUCUUUAAUGCAUUUGCUGCAAAGCUAUCUAAAGCUGAAGCCAACAAGCUAUCACGCAGGGAAGAAGUUCUUUCCGUGUUUCCAAAUCGGUACCACAAACUCCACACAACUAAGUCGUGGGAUUUUAUCGGGCUUCCUAACACAGCAAAAAGAAACCUGAAAAUGGAGAGAAACAUAGUUGUGGGUCUACUGGAUACAGGGAUCACUCCGCAGUCUGAGAGCUUUAAGGAUGAUGGUUUUGGUCCUCCUCCUAAAAAAUGGAAAGGCACUUGCGGCCACUACACUAAUUUCUCAGGAUGCAACAAUAAGCUUGUAGGAGCUAGAUUCUUCAAGCUCGAUGGCAACCCGGAUCCCAGUGACAUCUUAUCUCCAGUAGAUGUGGAUGGCCAUGGGACACACACGUCAUCGACACUAGCAGGAAACCUGAUUCCAGAUGCCAGCCUAUUUGGUCUAGCAGGAGGGGCUGCACGCGGUGCAGUGCCAAACGCCAGGGUAGCCAUGUAUAAAGUGUGUUGGAUGAGCUCUGGUUGCUCGGAUAUGGACUUGCUUGCUGCAUUUGAAGCUGCUAUACAUGAUGGUGUUGAUGUUCUAUCAGUAUCUAUUGGUGGAGUGGAUGCUAAUUAUGUAUCAGAUGCAUUAGCCAUAGGUGCAUUUCAUGCCAUGAAGAAAGGAAUUAUCACAGUGGCCUCCGGUGGAAAUGAUGGACCGUCUUCUGGUUCUGUUGCCAACCAUGCUCCCUGGAUCUUGACCGUUGCAGCCAGUGGAAUCAACCGGGAGUUUAGGAGCAAAGUUGAGUUGGGAAAUGGGAAGAUUUUGUCAGGUGUUGGAGUGAACACAUUUGAACCAAAACAGAAAUCAUACCCCCUUGUUAGUGGGGCUGAAGCUGGUUACUCUGGACUCCAGAACCAUGCAAGGUUCUGUGAUGCAGGCUCGUUGGACCCUAACAAAGUGAAAGGGAAGCUUGUCUUGUGUGAGUUAGGAGAGUGGGGUUCUGAUUCUGUUGUUAAAGGAAUUGGAGGGAAAGGCAUUAUUCUUGAGAGUCAGCAAUAUCUUGAUGCUGCCCAAAUUUUUAUGGCACCUGCAACCAUGGUCAACGCCACAGUAAGCGGGGCAGUCAAUGAUUAUAUACAUUCCACAACAUUUCCAUCAGCAAUGAUACACAGAUCCCAAGAAGUAGAAGUCCCUGCUCCAUUUGUCGCUUCUUUUUCAUCUCGGGGUCCAAAUCCAGGAUCAGAACGCCUUCUCAAGCCCGACGUUGCAGCACCGGGAAUUGACAUUUUGGCAUCAUACACUCCCUUGAGGUCGCUCACCGGGCUGAAAGGUGAUACACAGCACUCAAGAUUUUCUCUUAUGUCAGGGACUUCCAUGGCUUGCCCUCACGUUUCUGGGCUAGCUGCCUAUAUAAAGUCGUUCCAUCCAAAUUGGACAGCAGCAGCUAUCAAAUCUGCCAUCCUGACAACGGCAAAACCUAUGAGCUCCAGAGUGAACAACGACGCAGAAUUUGCCUAUGGUGCUGGUCAAAUAAAUCCUCUUAGAGCAAGAAACCCUGGCCUAGUCUAUGACAUGGAUGAGAUGUCUUACAUUCAGUUCUUAUGCCACGAAGGCUACGAUGGAUCCUCCUUCGCUGUUUUAGCUGGUUCAAAAUCCAUCAAUUGCUCCUCAUUGCUUCCUGGACUUGGCUAUGAUGCUCUUAACUAUCCGACUAUGCAACUUAAUGUAAAAAAUGAGCAGGAACCAACCAUAGGAGUUUUUACAAGGACAGUCACCAAUGUAGGCCCUUCUCGUUCCAUCUACAAUGCAACCAUUAAGGCUCCUGAAGGAGUACAAAUCCAAGUAAAACCCACGAGCCUCUCCUUCUCUGGUGCCGCGCAGAAGCGAAGUUUUAAGGUUGUGGUCAAGGCAAAACCCCUGUCAGGACCUCAAAUAUUGUCGGGUUCACUUUUAUGGAAAAGUAAGCUUCACGUUGUAAGGAGCCCUAUCGUUAUUUUCAAACCCCUGGGCUAAUAUUGUAAAAGAAGUACUCUGUAUUAUACACAAACAUGCUAGCUUGAGUU
Populus euphratica (Euphrates poplar) is the source of this 2649-nucleotide messenger RNA. Its product is annotated as xylem serine proteinase 1-like. The record is from RefSeq and is a predicted model, not a curated record. Gene Ontology annotation, biological process: proteolysis. The transcript is spliced from 11 exons. Bases 362 to 2599 code for a protein of 745 amino acids. Gene Ontology annotation, molecular function: serine-type endopeptidase activity. NCBI's taxonomy places the organism in Eukaryota, Viridiplantae, Streptophyta, Magnoliopsida, Malpighiales, Salicaceae.